Messenger RNA from Arabidopsis thaliana (thale cress), 1378 nucleotides. RefSeq names its product phosphorelay protein. The record is from RefSeq and is marked reviewed. NCBI's taxonomy places the organism in Eukaryota, Viridiplantae, Streptophyta, Magnoliopsida, Brassicales, Brassicaceae. Bases 145 to 1212 code for a protein of 355 amino acids. Gene Ontology annotation, cellular component: cytosol; endoplasmic reticulum. The transcript has 5 exons.
AAUCUCGAUAGUUUCUGUUUUAGUUUUCGUAAGACUCGAUUUGUUUCUUCUUCCUCUCGCUCUGCGCUCUCUCUCAAAUCCCUCCAAAUCAAAGCUUCGUUGAUCUUCCUUAGUGCAGCUUUCGUUUCCAAAGAUUACUCUGCGAUGGACUCAAAAUCUCUAGCUAAAUCGAAGAGAGCUCAUACUCUACACCACAGCAAGAAAUCGCAUUCUGUUCAUAAACCGAAAGUUCCUGGAGUCUCAGAGAAGAAUCCGGAGAAGCUACAAGGAAACCAAACCAAGAGUCCGGUUCAAUCUCGACGAGUCUCUGCACUUCCGUCGAAUUGGGAUCGGUAUGAUGAUGAACUUGAUGCAGCUGAGGAUUCAUCGAUAAGCCUACAUUCUGAUGUUAUUGUGCCAAAAAGCAAAGGAGCAGAUUAUCUGCAUUUGAUAUCUGAAGCUCAAGCUGAGUCUAAUUCAAAGAUUGAGAACAAUUUAGAUUGUUUAUCGUCGUUAGACGAUCUUUUGCACGAUGAGUUUAGUCGCGUAGUUGGAUCUAUGAUCUCGGCUAGAGGGGAAGGUAUACUUUCAUGGAUGGAAGAUGAUAACUUCGUUGUGGAAGAAGAUGGAUCAGGUUCAUAUCAAGAGCCUGGAUUCCUCUCCUUAAAUUUGAAUGUUUUGGCAAAGACGCUAGAGAAUGUGGACUUGCAUGAGCGACUCUACAUUGAUCCUGAUCUUUUGCCGCUGCCCGAGCUGAAUACAUCCCAAACAAAAGUUAGCCGCAAUGAAGAACCGAGUCAUUCACACAUAGCUCAAAACGACCCUAUUGUCGUACCAGGAGAAUCAUCAGUCAGGGAAGCUGAGUCGCUGGAUCAAGUUAAGGACAUACUAAUACUCACAGACGAGUCAGAGAAAUCUUCAGCAAUUGAAGCUGAUCUAGAUUUGCUCCUUAACUCCUUUAGUGAAGCACAUACACAGCCAAACCCAGUGGCCAGUGCCUCAGGUAAAUCUUCAGCUUUUGAAACGGAACUUGAUUCUCUUCUCAAAUCUCAUAGUAGCACAGAACAAUUCAACAAACCAGGGAACCCAUCUGAUCAAAAGAUUCACAUGACGGGUUUUAAUGAUGUGCUUGAUGAUUUGCUCGAAAGUACUCCAGUAUCGAUCAUACCACAGUCGAACCAGACCUCAUCCAAAGUUUUAGAUGAUUUUGAUUCUUGGUUAGACACGAUUUGAUUUAUUUGUUAACUUGCACCUUUUUGUAAAACUAGGUGAAUGAGAAUAUUUUGUUAUCUAGUACUGUUCAAAUCUCAAACUAAUCCAUAAAUAGCAAAAACAAGAUGAAAACUAAACCUGUCCAAAGUGACUUUUGUUUCUCUAGUUGUUAGGGCUGGGCUCCAAG